Molecule: messenger RNA, 543 nt
Organism: Dendronephthya gigantea
Lineage: Eukaryota; Metazoa; Cnidaria; Anthozoa; Malacalcyonacea; Nephtheidae
Product: skeletal aspartic acid-rich protein 1-like
Exons: 1
Coding region: 1-543 (180 amino acids)
Source: RefSeq, a predicted model, not a curated record
AUGAGUCAGAAAGAGAGUGAUAUGUUAUCGCAGGAUGAGACGAACAAAGAUGAAACUGCGAGUGGUAUUGAGGGUGAUGAUGAUGCAAGUGAUGAGGACGAAACAGAAUACUCGGGGAUAGAGAGGAGUAGUGGUCGUAUGACUACCGUCCAAGAGAGAAACGCUAACAUUGAAGAUGAUAGGUUUUUUGAUGAAAUUGUUGAUGAUGAUGACGAUGAUGAUGGGAUAGCGAGGAAUAUCGAAGAUCAUAAUGAAGUCAAUGUUGUUGACAGGGAUAUUGUUGAUACCGAAGGUGGAAUUGAUAAUGCAGAGAAUAAAGGUACAAAUAUACCACAUGGUGGGAUAUCUGGUGAUGUGCACGGUAUUGUUGACGAUGAACAAGAUCAUGCAACGGAACCAGCUGACUCGAUUGUUUCGCGGGAGUUUGAAGGAGACGGAGUAGAUCGCUAUGAGAGUAUUUCGAUAUCAGACAAAGAUGAACGUUUGAACUCAUCUGAAGACAUAUCAAACUACGAUGAAAAUAAUCGAGGAAAUAAUGAAUAG